CAAAUGUUAACUCUAUUAAAUUUUAAGAGAAAGCAAAGCAUAGAAUAUUGGCGAUCUUGUGUUUCAAUUUCAAGAAACACAUUGAUUGAUCUACUUUCCAAUCACUUCAGUUUCCAAUUUCAAGAAAUCCAAUGUCGAACAAGCAAUUCAACGUCCCUCCGGUGAUUUUCCCGACAUCCACAAAUCAACAUCGUCCAACGGCACCAUUCCAGCCUCGUCCAACCGCAAACCCAAUCCCCUUCAUGUCCUUCGAAAUAGGCUCCGCAACAACCUCGUCCUUCCCACCAGCUCCGAACAAUUUCAGUUUCGACCAAGAGCCACCUCUCUUAGAAGAACUAGGAAUCAACACGAAACAGAUCUGGAACAAAACCACAUCGCUCCUUAACCCACUCCGCGUCAAAAACCUGGAUCUCCACGAAGACGCCGACCUUUCAGGACCGGUCAUGCUCAUAAUGGCGUUUGGUCUUUUCCAGCUUUUGGCAGGGAAGAUUCACUUCGGGAUUAUUCUCGGUUGGGUAACGGUUUCGGCGAUGUUUCUUUACGUUGUUUCCAACAUGCUCGCGGGACGUAAUGGAAAUUUGGAUCUUUAUCGAUGUGUUAGUUUAAUUGGUUAUUGCAUGUUGCCUAUGGUUAUUUUGUCUGCAAUUUCCUUGUUUCUUCCUCAGGGUGGGUUAUAUAUCUCUGUUAUUGCUAUGUUUUUUGUUGCAUGGUCUACCAAGGCUUGUACUAUGUUAUUGGUACAUGUGGCUGGGUGGGACCAACAUCCUGGGUUACUUGCAUAUGUUUGUUUUCUUAUUUAUUCUUUGUUCUCGCUUCUUGUUGUCUUUUGAACUUCAACAACUCUUUCUGUAUGUUAUCAUUCAUUCAUUAAUGUACAGAUUUUGAGUGCAAUCCACUUUUGA
Molecule: messenger RNA, 902 nt
Organism: Lathyrus oleraceus (garden pea)
Lineage: Eukaryota; Viridiplantae; Streptophyta; Magnoliopsida; Fabales; Fabaceae
Exons: 1
Coding region: 132-830 (232 amino acids)
Biological process (GO): vesicle fusion with Golgi apparatus; endoplasmic reticulum to Golgi vesicle-mediated transport
Cellular component (GO): membrane; trans-Golgi network
Source: RefSeq, a predicted model, not a curated record